Molecule: messenger RNA, 2947 nt
Organism: Anolis carolinensis (green anole)
Lineage: Eukaryota; Metazoa; Chordata; Lepidosauria; Squamata; Anolidae
Product: serine protease 8
Exons: 6
Coding region: 116-1222 (368 amino acids)
Biological process (GO): proteolysis
Molecular function (GO): serine-type endopeptidase activity
Source: RefSeq, a predicted model, not a curated record
GAGCGCCGCCUCUUUCUCAGUCCACCUGUCUGCUGGGUUACCUGUAGCAGCUUCUUUGGCCGCUCCUUCUCCUGAAAGGCUGAAAUCCAGGCACAGGAGGGAAAAAGAAGAGGCCAUGGGGAGGCAAAAGAGAACCCUGGGACUUGGAUUGAGUCUAUUACUAAGCUGUGCAUUUCUCUCCAGCUCCCACUCUGCGGCUGUGGAAGAUGUAAGAACAGGAGGAACAGCGCUAUGCGGCGUGCCCUCCAUGGGUCGAAUCAUCGGUGGCAUGAAUGCCCAAAGGGGACAGUGGCCCUGGCAGGUCAACCUUAACUUUGACGGUCAUCACGUCUGCGGAGCUACUCUCAUUGCCCCACAGUGGCUGGUCACAGCCGCACACUGCUUUCCUCCAGUAAAUCCCAUAGAUAGGUAUGAGGUGACCUUGGGGGCCUUCCAGCUUAAAAACCCCUCGGAUGACCUUGUGGAGAAACUGAUCCAAGAAGUGCUGAAACACCCCGAAUAUACUGACGAUGAGGGGUCGAAAGGGGACAUUGCCCUUGUAAAACUUAAGGAACCGGUCUCCUACACUCGGACAAUCCGGCCCAUCUGCCUGCCUGCCUCUACUGUCGAUUUCCCCAGAGGAAUGAAAUGCACCGUCACUGGCUGGGGAAACAUCCUCACAUCUACGAGCCUUCCUUCACCCAUGACGCUGCAGCAGCUUGAAGUGCCUAUCAUCGGACUGGAUACUUGCAAGUGCCUCUAUAGCAAAGACCCAGAUCCCGAAGACCCUCAUGUCCUCCACAAUGAUAUGAUGUGUGCUGGCUUCGCUGAAGGAAAGAAAGAUGCCUGUCAGGGUGACUCCGGCGGACCCCUGUCCUGCCGAAUUGGUGACGCUUGGUUGCUGGCUGGAGUCGUGAGCUGGGGGGAUGCCUGUGGGGCUGCCAACAGACCCGGCGUCUAUAUCCGCACCGCAGCCUAUGCUGACUGGAUUAAGGAGAAGGUUCCCGAGGUGGCGCUCAGCAAUGUGGUUGCCAGCAUGGAACCAGUUUCUGAAACAGGCAUGUGCUCCAAUACUUCUAGCACUAGUGACCGAGGACCUUACGAUGAUAUUCAGCCCUUACCCGGGUGGAACCGUCCCCUCAACCCCAGCCAACCUCCCCCAGGCAGUGCAGCCCCUUCGCUUUCAUCAGCCAGCCUCUCCCUUAUUUUCCUUCUCUUCCAGAGUUUCUAUUAUCUUCUAUAAAUUGCACCACAAAUGUUGCACCCAAUUGUGUAGGGAGAGUGUCCCUUCCUACUCCCAUACUCAGUGGAAGGUCCCACUAUUUCACAAUUGCACACCUUUUUUGCUUUGUGUUCUAAGCGUAUUUAAUUCUGUUAUUAAAUGGCAACCUUUUGCUAGUGCAGAGGUUUCUAUCAAGCCUUAGGUUUCAGCCCAAUGUUUACCUCAUAGGCACACCUUGAGCCUCCGCCUGCUACAUACCUUUUAUGUGCCAAUAGAAAAUAAUGGUUCAUGCUUCAGGUUUCUUUUAAUUCUUGGCACUCUCACUCUUUGGUUUGUGUGUGUGCGCGUGUGUUUAAUUUCACAUCAUGGUAUAAUGCAAUUUCUUAACACCAAAUGGCCGUCUCUUUUCCAACUUGGCUUUUGAAUCUCUAUGUUAUAAAGUUCCAUUUACAUUUUAAUGGCUUGCUAUCGGAUUCUAAUGUCAGACUAAUAAUCUGUUUUCCUUGUCCUGUCUUCUUUCAACUUAUUUCAUAUAUUUUUUUCUAAAAAAAACCUUGGACCUCAGUCUGCUCCAUGUAGAUAUUCCUCUUGUUCUCCUCCUUUCUUGUAGCCUUUCCAGCCUUGAUAACCAGUCUGCUCAGUCCUUAACUACUGUGGCUACGAUAUUAGUUCCCUUUGGUAGUCCUUUUUCUUCCUAAAUGCCUGCCCAUCCUUUCUAUUUGAGUCUAACAAGAGACCACAGAUGCGCAGGUGUGUCUGGCCCAAAGCUAAAUGUGCCAUGUUUUCCAAGUUGCAUUGGCAGUCUGUAAACCGCUGUGUGCUAACCCAAAGGUCUUGAUCCUUCACAGGACAGCCUAAAGGAAUCUAAGCUAUCCCUACCUAGAUACCCUUGAAGGGUGAUUUUGGGGGUCCCUGUUUUUUAGUCAGACAGGACCUGAGUCUAUGGUAGAGAUUGUAAGUGGAAGGCACCUAUGAGAGUAUCUUGACAGGCCUCCCGUCUAUAUUCAUACAGAUUUGUUCAACACUACUGAUGAAGAAUGUUCAGUGGCACCUGGUCUGCUCUCUGCUUUUUGGAUUUUGCUGGCCAGCUUGUUUGUGGCGUACAUCUUUGGGACGGUCUAAGGCUCCCACCUUUACCCUUCCAGCUCAGUGACUUUUUGAAAAAGGAGCUAUGGAGCCAACCUAUUGCCUGUUACAUUUUGAUCCAGCCCCAACUCUUGUGUUGACUGUACUAUAGGUUUACCUCACUUGGACAUUUCCAUUUUGUGUCGAUGGAUCUUUCCAGGCGUGAUUGAAGCUGUCAGGGUGUGUGUGUGUAUGCAUGUGCGUGAAUGUCACAAGAGAUUUUGGGAAAUGAUGUCAUCAAGGCAAUGUUCUCUCUGAAUUCAGCAUCCUGUAUUGUUAGCUUGACAGUUUUAUUUAUGGUGUGUGACUCAAAUAUGAAGCAAGUAGGAUGUAACACUUUGACGUAAGUGUGCUGGCAUGUUGUAUGUGCAAAACCACGGCUGGUAUGGACACAAGUGCCAGUAGGUGUAUCUCCUCCCCCCCCCCCCCCCCCUUUUACAUGAAGAAUGAAGAUGACAAGUGGGAAAAAAUGAUUGACCUCCCUGGGUACUUGCAGACAUUUUUAAGUAGCUUAUAUUUGCACAACUUUUUAAAAAGAUGUAAGCAUCGCUUUGUUGGGAAAAAUGAGAUAUAGAUGCUACUCUAUUGUGGUUUUUAAUAAACUGAAUGCAAAUUUUGCAA